Cladocopium goreaui is the source of this 4689-nucleotide messenger RNA. Lineage: Eukaryota; Dinophyceae; Suessiales; Symbiodiniaceae. The record is from the annotation of a GenBank genome assembly.
AUGGAGAGAGGAGCUGAUGGAGGUGAAGGAGACAGUGCCGAGGAGGCAAGUGGUGCUGGAAGAAACGCCCCACGAGAUCAGGAAGGGCGGCCCCCCGAAAGGAAAGGAGGCAGGCUGGAAUCGACAAGGAAAAGGGGUGUUGAGGCUGACGCCAAGGAAAGGAAAAGGCAAAGGCCAGGGUCCCCAGGGUCGCUCGUCGAACCAAGGGGAUCAGGAGAAGGGAGGAGGAAGCCGGAGGAGGAGCCCGACACCCCGCAGACGAUCGAAGAGCAAGAGUCCUUCGAAACCAUCGGGUUAGAGGAGGAAGCUGACCACAGCCUGCAAGUGUUGAAGGCCUGGUUGCAGUCGGAAGAGUGUGGAGGCCUUACGAUUUCACAAUCGGGAGCCUUGCUGGCGUUGACAGCCUUCAGAAGUGGUACGCCGCUGGGUAUUUUCCUGGGUCGUAUGGUGAGGCCUGGGUCAGACGAUGGCGAAGAGAGGUCUAGACAGCGGAGUCUACUACCUCUGCCACUAUGGAAGGACUCAAGGGAUGCCUUGGCGGCGCUGUUCGACAGUGGUGAGUUCCGUCGAUUGGCGGGCAGCUGGGCUACCAAGAAGGCCAACAAGGAAAAGGCGGCGCGUUUGAGCCGCAGGAAUGGCCUGCUGAUAUGGCAUGGGCUGGUGGUCACGUUGAUAAAUCACCUGUGGUCUGGUGGGGGCUCCAAGGCGGCGGUAUGUUUGCAGGAACCCUCAAAGGCCCAGACAGGGGCUUUAGACAGACUGUGGAUCGUCGUGAGGGAUUUUGUGGAUGACACCUCGGAGUCCAAGGAGAAGGUAUUGAAGAGCCCACCAUUGGGUGAUUGGGCCACGAAACUUGCAGAUGUUCGCAUAUCCUACCACGGUGAGAUUGUGGAAAAGUCUCAUCAGCUGACAUUGGAUCAGGUGAAACCGGGCCUCCCACCGUCAGGGUAUGGUGCUAGUGUGCCGUUGGUGGAGCUGUGCGACGGAGAGCUACAGGAAAAGCUGAUGAAACCCCUGGCAAACCUCCUGCCAGAGGACGAGCUGCCGGCAGAUAUACCAAAGCCAAAAGUUCAUGCGAACCAAGAGCAAUGGAAUCUCAUUGCCCGGGACCUUUAUGAAAGAGGGCUAGUUGAGCCCGUCGAAGACCCCCUGAUGGUGAAGGGUAAGGUUGUGACAAAUGGAGCAUUUGGAGUUGUGAAACCGGGUAAGUUCCUGGAAGAUGAGAGGCCGAUCCUGAGGCUUAUAAUGGACUUCAGGGCCACGAAUGCAGUGUGCCGGGUGCUGACAGGUGAUGUCCGAAGCCUAACAGGAGCGGCGGCUUUACAGCAUGUUGUCCUCCCCGAGGGCAAGGUACUCCGGCUGAGCGCUGAUGAUCUGGUGGCGGCCUUUUACCUCUUUGCCCUGCCAGCGGGGUGGAGCAAGUUGAUGACCUUUGCUACCAAAGUGCCCUGGAAAAUCCUCGGAAUUGAAAAAGAGGGGGCUGUGCACAUCGGAGCCAAAGUUUUGCCGAUGGGCUGGGCAUCUGCGGUUGGAGUACUUCAGCACGCUCACCGGCGGCUUGCCCUGAGGUCACCGUUGGCCGGGGCAGGAUUGCUGGGGAAGUGUGAAAUCCGCCGAGAUGCUGUUUUCCCUGACUUGGAAAAGGAGGGGUCACUUUGGUCGUUGUACCUGGAUGAUGCGAACCUAAUGGAGGUGAUGAGUCGGCGAGUGGCCGCUGAGCUGGAGGGCCUACCAUCAGAAGAGCAGCAGCGUUUGAGGCGCGCAUACCAGCAUUGGGGGAUCCCGAUUUCACUGGACAAGGCAGUGGUCAGGGCUCCGAGCGCAGAAAAGCUUGGGGCAGUCAUUGAUGGUGAAGGCGGAGUGCUCAAGACCUCGACAAAAAGGGCUCUGGAAAGCCUCUCGUUGGGCUUUUGGCUGAUGAGGCAGGAUGAGGUACCGAGGAAGGCACUCCAGGUCUUUUUGGGGCGUGAGGUGCACACGCUCCAAUUCAGGCGGCCACUUUUCGGGAUCCUGGAUUACGUCUGGAAGGAUAUCAGUGAAGGUGGGGUCCUGACCCAGCUGGGGUCGAAGUCCAUUGAGGAAAUCUUGAUGUGUGGCAUGUCCCAGCCCUUGCGUGCCACUGACCUGAGGGCAAAGCUGCAUGAGGUAGUGACCGCUUCUGACGCCAGUGAGUCAGGCGGUGGCAUGGUGUAUGGCAGCAAGUUGACCACUGAAGGCCUGAAGGAGCUGCAGGCUCUGGAAUACGGAAUGGAUGAACCAAUCGCUGAAAAGGUCAGCCUUGAUGAAAAACAUAGUCAUCCUGGUCCUGGAUUUCUGAAUCGCUGGAAUCGGGGGCCGGUGGUGAUAGAACAAGACGUCGAAUGUCGUCGCCUGAAUGCUGGCCGUUGGCCGGGCUGUGAUUUGGUGGUGGACAUUAAGAAACUGAAGAGGAAGGAGCUGGAACGGGUUUUACGUAGCGUGCCGGGGCUGACAGGUGUGAUUGCAGGAGGUGGAUCUCCAUGCCAAGGACUCUCGAAGUUGUCAGCAAAUCGAGCACACCUUGAAGACCCCCGCUCGGCGUUGUUCUACAACUUUAGCGAGCUCUUGGGAAUUGUGGAGGAAAUCUGUGAGGAGAUGAAGGUCUGGUGUUUGGCCAUGCUUGAAAAUGUGAUCGGGGAUGAAGCGGACAUCCUUGAAAUGAGCAAGGAACUGGGUGCUCCUCCCGUUAUGGCGUGCGCCAGCUCCCUCUCUAGGGAUCAUCCCAGUUAUACCUGGGCUCAGCACAAGAUGUACGCUGAGGUGAUCUUUGAAGAAGAGGUAGAGCCGCUUGAGAAGAUCGCCGACCCGGGUUGGAGAUGGCCAGGUGGGGAAGAAGACCCAGAGCGGAAGCUGCCCACCUUUACUCGUGCAAUUCCAAGGAAGAGGCCGCCAGUCGCACCUGCGGGGCUAGAGCAGUGUGAUGAAGCCACCAGGUCGCGAUGGGUCAAUGACGAGAUGAAGUACCCACCAUACACCUAUCAGGAGAAAUUCUUGUUUGAAAAGAAGGAUGACCCAACACAACGCAGGGUCGCUUCAGUGACAGAGCGAGAAAGACUGAUGGGGUUCCCUACCAACUACGCGAGGGCCAUGUUUAAAAGGGAGCCCCAGGAUGAGACAGAAGAGGGUGAGCAGACCAUCAAAAGGGAAGCUGCUCUUGGCAACAGCUUCCAUGCAGUGGUGGUGGCAUGCCUCAUGGAUCUCUGGUUGUGGUCGAAGGGGAUCAGAACGGAUCCUCUUGGGGCCCAGGAGAUAGUCCAUAGGUGGCACGAAGAAAUGGAUGGGCCUGAGCUGAAUGACUGGGGCCCGGCUGUGGCCAGCAACACUGCUGCUCAAAAGCCUCAAGCCCGUGAGCUGGAGGAGGAAGAAGCCCUUAUGUCUGUGGAAGCAGAACCAAAGCGGGCGGAGUGGCUGCGCCUCGCUGGGCAUCAUGGGAUUGGAAGUAAGGAGGUCAACCCCCUCAAUGUGCGCAUGGUCCAUCAUUUUCUGCGUCGUUCAGAAUUCCGAGGAUCAGAUGUCAGGCUUGAUCUGGGGAUUGUCUGGCGGCCUGACGCAGUGGCUCGCACAUCCAUCAACCCAGAACGAUGGGUCUGGAAUGUUGGUCAGGCUUACAGGUGGCUGCGCCGGGAGCACAUCAACCUAUUGGAGCUUCGUGCCAUCCUGCGCACACUGCAAUGGAGAGCGCGCUCAGGAAAUAUGCCGUUGACAAUCAGAUGUAGAGAAACCAAGGCUGAACGUAAAGCAGAGAGGCAGAAAAUUGGCAAACUUGAGGAUCAACGAAUUUCGCCGAGCACUACAGCUCGGUAUCAACACGCUCUAGAUGAGCUGUGUAAAUUCAACAAAGCAACUCAGUCGGCCCUCCUAAGGAGAGCCGAUCUUGGCGACAUUUUGUGCGCCUACAUAGAGAAACUCUGGGAAGAUGGAGAAACCAAGUCGCUGGGAAGCUACACUAUGGCGGCAGUCCAAUUCUUCCGGCCGGAGUUAAAGGGCCAAUUGAGCAAGCCAUGGAAGUUGAUGGCCCUUUGGGGGAGGCUUGAACAACCUCGCAGAGCCACUCCUUUGGACACUUCCUUGGUCCUUGCCUUCGCGGGUACUUUUAUCAAGUGGCAAUGGCCACGUCUGGCCUGUCUCACCAUUGUGGGCUUCUGCGGCCUUUUGAGAACGGGGGAGAUGUUUCAACUUUUGCGCUCCAGUGUGGUCAUGCCACGCAAGUUGGGGCAACCUGCAAUUCUCUUCCUGUUCAACACCAAGACAACCAAACGCAAUCUCCUUGAGGCCGAAAAAGUCAUUAUCAGUGAGAGAACUGGCAUUGACGCCUUGCGUUACCUUUGUCAAGGUAAACGCCAGGAUGAACCGCUGGUAGAAACUAGCAGUUCAAAAUUUCGUGACCUUUGGAAAGAUGUGGUGCAAGAGCUGCAACUCACACAGUUUCACUACUUGCCUUAUUCCUUGAGGCGAGGCGGGGCUACGUGCGCCUACAGAGAAGGGAUGUCCUUUGACCUUCUGAUGGCAAAAGGCCGUUGGAGGAACAUUUCUACGGCAAGGGGCUAUUUAGACCAGGCUUUACAAGAAUAUGCGGCCUUGCAGUUGCCACCUCCCUCUUUGUCCAAAAUUCGCGCUGCCAAAAAUGUCUUUAAGGCAGCCAAGUUGGGGCGCGUGGAGGGGGAGGUUUGA